AUGGAAAAGUUAAAACCUACUCUUAAAUUAAUUUAAUUAAAUAAGAAUACAAAGGAAAUGUCUCUUUAAAGAGUUUUUAAGAAAUUAAUAUAUUGGGAUGUCUACUUAUCGCGAUUUCUGAAUGACAAUGAAAGCUUAAUUUUAACCGUGAUGCUAUAUUUACCAUCCUUGAUUUUUUCGCCUAAAACCCUUAUCGCCCCAAUAUUCUUUAUCGCUUAUUAAUACGGCUACACUUAUUCUAUUAGAUAUGUGAUUUCAAUAGUUCUGUCACUAAUUUUGACUACCUUCUUUAAAAACCAUUUCAAAAGACCAAGACCCAAGCCUCGUCCAUAACUAUCUAUAGCUUUCGGUUAUAAGGAAGGCAAUUAUUCCUUGCCAAGUGGAGGUUGUGCUUAAGCUGCAACCUUCCUCUUUUAUUUUCUGAAUGCAAAUGGAAGUGGUAUAUUUUGUUAUGUAAGUAUUUUAGUAGACAUCUUUGACAUCUUGAUUGCAAUUCAUAUAAUUUUUAAUGUAAUGUUAGGUAGAGUGUAUUUUUGUUGCCACUACUUCAGUGAUUGUCAUCUUGGAUUUGUAAUAGGAACCACGAGUGCCUUCUUGAUUAACUUUUUAUUAUAAUGA
This is a messenger RNA of Paramecium tetraurelia, 618 nucleotides long. RefSeq lists its product as uncharacterized. The transcript has a single exon. NCBI's taxonomy places the organism in Eukaryota, Ciliophora, Oligohymenophorea, Peniculida, Parameciidae. Gene Ontology annotation, molecular function: sphingosine-1-phosphate phosphatase activity. The record is from RefSeq and is a predicted model, not a curated record.